UUAAUCACAAUAUUCUUUGUUAUAUACUAUAUGUGACAACAGAGUUAGCUUUUUUUUCCCAGAAAAAAAAAAUAGUGGAAUAGAUUAAUUCUAUUUACAGCAACCUCUAAAUGAUUAGAUAAUUAUUAAAUAUUGCAGGAUAAUUUGUGAACUGUCAUAUGCAUUUAGGUCUACGAACCUAAUCUUGAGGUUGAGUUUUAAAAGUUGUGGGAAUUUGAUUUGUAAUCACACUUAGCAAAAUAUAAAUUCGCCACCAGGGUUUAGCAAAUAAAUUAUAGGUUAAAUUAUCCACUAGAUAAUUACUACAGUGUUAAAUAUGGUUCAGCUAGCAACAAGUUAUUCAACAUUAAUUGGUGCAGUAAGUAGGUUCUCAUUUCUUAAACCACAAUGUCAGUAGACUUAUCCUGUGUUUGUGCCAAAGAAGUUACUCUGUUUCAGAAGGGUCAAAGUAUUGUCCUGCAUCAAGAACAGAAAACAACUAAGGAGACUGGUAAAAAUACUAAGCAUGUGGGCUAAGAAAUAUAAAACACAUUAUUAAAACCUGGAAGGAUGGUAGUGAACCCUUAUCUUCAAGGAAGUAAUGUGGUCAUAAGAAACUGAUCACCUAAAAGUUUGGUAAAAUCAGAUUAUAAUACAACAACUCUAGAAUUUACGGCUAUGAUUAAUAAUAAAAGUUAUAGCAUUUCCACAUGCACAGUGCAAAGAGAACUGAAGGGAUCUGGCUUAAACAGAUGUGUAUCCUUUAGAAAACCAGUUAUCAGUAAGUGGUAUGAAAGAAAGAUUCAGUUUGCUGGGGGGCAUAAAGAAUAGACUGUGGAGCAUUGGAAAAAGGUCAUGUCGGAUGAUGACAAGGGUUGAUGAGUCAAGAUUUACCCUGUUCCAGUGUGAUGGAAACAUUAAGCUUAUGGCAUAUAAGUCUUUAAGAGAAGAAGGCAAAAAUAUCAGAGUGAAGUUGAAUAAGUUGUACUCACAACAGAGUUUCUUGGAGGAGGAAUAUUAUUGUCGUGCACUGAGACUCCCCAACAGAACACAUCCAGAUGUGCCGAUUGGAGAUGAGAGCCAGGCGAAGGUGGUUGAAAUGGUUGGGCAUAAAGCUGAGUUUGAAUUCAAAGUCCAAGGACACCUUGAAAUUGGAGAAAAUCUGGAUAUCAUAAGGCAACGACGACUUGCUCACGUCUCAGGUCACAGAUCAUACUACUUAAGGGGAGCAGGAGCCCAGCUUCAGACUGCAUUACAGAACUUUGCUCUUGACUUUCUUCAGAAAAGGGGGUUUAUCCCAAUGGUUGUUCCAGACAUACUGAAAGGAGUUGUCUUUGAGGGCUGUGGGAUGCAGCCAUAUGCUCACCGCUCCCAGGUUUAUUCUCUUGACCCAAGCCGAUUUCCUAACCUUAAUCUUGCUGGGACGGGUGAAGUCGGCAUUGCAGGUUACUUUAUGGACCAUGCUGUGAAUUUAAAAGACCUUCCAGUAAGGACAGUCUGCAGUAGCACAUGUUACCGAGCAGAAACUGAUACAGGCAGGGAAGCCUGGGGUCUCUACAGAGUUCAUCACUUUAACAAGGUGGAGAUGUUUGGUGUAACAGCGGAUGAAACCGGUCACGAGAGUUCCCAGUUGUUAGAUGAGUUUGUGUUGUUGCAGAAGGAGAUAUUUUCUUCACUCAAGCUUCAUUUCAGAGUUUUGGACAUGCCCACUCAGGAGCUUGGAGCACCAGCCUUUAGGAAGUAUGACAUUGAAGCCUGGAUGCCAGGCCGUGAAAGUUAUGGUGAGAUCUCCAGUGCAUCUAACUGCACUGACUACCAGAGUCGGCGACUGAACAUUCUCUAUGAGAGAAAUGAUGGCAGUUAUAAGUAUGCACACACAGUGAAUGCUACAGCUUGUGCUAUUCCACGCACCAUUAUUGCACUUUUGGAAACUCAUCAAACAAAAGAAGGAACUGUACAUGUUCCAGAAGUUUUGCAGCCCUACCUGGGCUUAGACGUGAUUAAAAAGCCUUUAUACACUCCACUGAAAUACAUCGGACCAAAUCAGCCCAACCGUACAUCUCAUUCGAUUAGAAGUUCCAACUAACAUUAAUUUUACAAUAAUGUUAAUGUGCUCAUUUUAAAUAUAUAUAUUUAAAAGCCACAAUAAAGGCUUUUUCAUACAACAGGUAA
Molecule: messenger RNA, 2151 nt
Organism: Clarias gariepinus (North African catfish)
Lineage: Eukaryota; Metazoa; Chordata; Actinopteri; Siluriformes; Clariidae
Gene: sars2
Product: seryl-tRNA synthetase 2, mitochondrial
Exons: 14
Coding region: 770-2065 (431 amino acids)
Biological process (GO): mitochondrial seryl-tRNA aminoacylation
Cellular component (GO): mitochondrion
Molecular function (GO): tRNA binding; ATP binding; serine-tRNA ligase activity
Source: RefSeq, a predicted model, not a curated record